Messenger RNA from Malaclemys terrapin pileata, 1865 nucleotides. RefSeq names its product protein kinase C and casein kinase substrate in neurons 2 protein-like. Gene Ontology annotation, biological process: regulation of endocytosis; cytoskeleton organization; plasma membrane tubulation. The transcript has 10 exons. Bases 355 to 1569 code for a protein of 404 amino acids. Gene Ontology annotation, cellular component: endosome; cytoplasm; plasma membrane. Gene Ontology annotation, molecular function: protein binding; phospholipid binding. The record is from RefSeq and is a predicted model, not a curated record. Lineage: Eukaryota; Metazoa; Chordata; Testudines; Emydidae.
CCCCACAGCAGUGCCUCCAAGCUGGGGACCCUGGGGCUGCGAGCUUCCCCACAGCAGUGCCCUCAAGCCAGGGACCCCGGAGCUGUGAGCUUCCCCCCAGCAGUGCCCCCAGCCGGGGACCCCAGUGCUGCGAACUUCCUCACAGCAGUGCCUCCAGCCAGGGACCCCAGUGCUGCGAGCUUCCCCACAGCAGUGUCCAGCCAGGCCCUUUGAGCUGUGCGGGGCGCUGAAGGGGUUAACGGCCCAUGUGUGUCGGGAGCCCCCUCCCCCUGAAAUCUGACAUUCCCUGCCCAGGAAUCCUGGAGCCGCAAGGCAGAGAGGGAGAGACACCCAGAGAGGGGAAGGGGUUGGACCAUGUCGGAGAUCUACAGUGAGGUGGCCGGGGACGAGCCCCCCAGCGACAGCUUCUGGAUGCCGAACCGGUACCAGCGCACGGUGCGGCGGCUGGAGGAGGGGUCCCAGGUCUGCGACCAGCUGGUCGGCUGCUUCCGGGACCGGGCGCGAAUCGAAGGCAGCUACGCCCGGCACAUGGGGGCCUGGGUGCAGAAGUGGCGCCCCCUGGUGGAUGCGAGCCCCCUGUACGGCUCAGUGCGCCGGGCCUGGCAGGCCUUCCUGGACACCACGGAGCGGCUGGGCCGGCUGCACCAGGACACGCAGCGGGCGCUGGUGGCGGAGGAGCUCGCCCGCCUGCGGGGCUGGCAGCGGGACAACUACCACCGCAAGCUGCUGGGCGGCUUCCGCGAGGCCCGCGAGCUGGAGAGCGGCUUCCGGCGCGCCCAGAAACCCUGGGCCCGCCGCCUGGGCAAGGUGGAGAAGGCCAAAGCCUCGUACCACCGGGCCUGCCGUAAGGAGCACGCGGCCGCGGGGCGGGAGCAGCUGGCCCCAGGGGGCCCCCCCCUGGCCCCCGACCGCCAGCGCGCCCUGCGGGAGGAGCGCCAGCGCCACACCCUGGAGACGCACAAGGAGCGGCAGCACUACGAGCAGGCGCUGGCGGAGCUGACCCGGGCCAGCCCGCGCUAUGUGGAGGAGAUGGAGUCGGUCUUCGAGCAGGGCCAAGAGUUCGAGCAGAGACGCAUCGACUUCCUCAAGGAGGCCUUGACGGCUCUGCAGCGCCGGCUGGACCCCACCGCCCACCCCGGAGUGCAGGCUGCGCAGAACCAGCUCCGCCAGGCCAUCAGCGACAUCAGCGCCCGCCAGGACCUGGACUGGUGGCGCCGCCAACACGGGCCCGGCAUGGCCAUGGCAUGGCCCGAGUUCGAGGCAUGGAGCCCAGAGUGGGAGCAACCGAGCCCCAAAGCGCCACCACCGGGGCAGGAGGAGGAGAAGGUGCCGCUGCAGAGCAUCCGCCUAGCCCCGAGCAGUGCGGCCGAGGCGCCGGCGCCGGUUCUGGGCCAGCGGGUUCGGGCCAUUUACGACUACACUGGGCAGGAGCCGGACGAGCUGAGCUUCACCGCGGGGGAGGAGCUGACAAAGCUGGAGGAGCAGGACCCCCAGGGCUGGUGCAAGGGGGUGACGGACGGGGGGCGCGUGGGGCUGUACCCUGCCAACUACGUCCAGCCGGUGCCCUGACCUCAGAGCCCCUCUCCGCGGGGGGCUGCACCCCGCCACCCACCGUCAGCUGCGGCAGGGAUGGGAAGGGGGGACCCUGCCCCGACGCCCCCGAACCCUGCCCUGCUGACCCCCCCCCAACAGCCCCCCCAGCCACUUGGGGAAAGGAGGGGCUGGCUGUUGGGGGAGAUAUCUCAGGAUAGCAGGUGACCCACCCACCCCCCAGGCCCACUUCAGCCCCCCAUGUCUGCCACCCCCAUGACCCCAUCUACGAUUCCCCCCCCAGGUCCCCCAUGUCUGGGACACCCCCAACUCCU